Molecule: messenger RNA, 1995 nt
Organism: Chenopodium quinoa (quinoa)
Lineage: Eukaryota; Viridiplantae; Streptophyta; Magnoliopsida; Caryophyllales; Amaranthaceae
Product: chaperone protein dnaJ A7A, chloroplastic-like
Exons: 8
Coding region: 258-1586 (442 amino acids)
Biological process (GO): protein refolding; response to heat
Cellular component (GO): cytoplasm
Molecular function (GO): heat shock protein binding; ATP binding
Source: RefSeq, a predicted model, not a curated record
UGUAAAUGUGAAUGGACGAUCGCCGAUGAUAUUAUUAGAUCAGACGGUUGAUACUGUAUACGUCACUAAACUUCCUUCUAUGUUUGCCUUUUUUUUUAUCCCUUUAGAGCAGUUCAUUUUACGCUGCAAUUUCUCUCUCCUCCAUUGAAGCAUACUCUUCAGUUCUCCAUUGAAGCGGCUUCUGAGCUUUCUCUCCUCCAUUGAAGCAGCUUCUAAGGCUCUUGGGCAGUACUCUUUGUGAGCUUUUGGCAAGUCAAAUGGCCUUUUCACCUUGUGGAACCACAUGGGGAGUUCAGUGGGGUGUUCGCCCCCUACUUAUGUCAAGUCAUUCGGUGGAAAGUAAAUUUGCAACCAUUUCAAUUUGUGGACCAAGCAAGAUAAGAGCGAUUCAAUCCCUGAGUUCCAGCAUUUUUUCCCCUGAACCAGUGCAUUUGAUAUUUAAUGUGAGUUCAGCUCGAAGUCCAUGCCAUAAAAGGGGUUUCCGCUUCAUUGUUAGAGCUGAGUCUGACUUCUAUUCAAUUCUAGGAGUAUCACGAAAUGCCAGCAAAUCAGAAAUUAAAAGCGCUUACCGGAAGCUUGCAAGGAGUUACCAUCCUGAUGUUAACAAAGAGCCUGGAGCAGAGCAGAAAUUCAAAGAUAUCAGCAAUGCUUAUGAGGUCUUGUCAGAUGAUGAGAAACGGUCUAUAUAUGACAGAUAUGGGGAGGCUGGUCUUAAAGGAGCUGCAAGUGGCCCAGGGGAUUUCACAAAUCCCUUCGACCUAUUCGAGUCUAUAUUUGACCUUGGUGGUAUGGGAAUGGGGGGAAUGGGAGGACGAGGUGCUAGAAACAGGGCCACUGAAGGCGAAGAUCAGGUUUACAAUCUGGUGCUUAAUUUCAAAGAAGCCAUUUUUGGCAUUGAGAAGGAUAUUGACAUAAGUCGUCUGGAGACCUGUGGUACCUGCAAUGGAUCAGGUGCCAAACCUGGUACUCAGCCAACCAAAUGCAGCACAUGUGGCGGCCAAGGACAGGUCAUCUCUGCAGCACGCACUCCCCUUGGUGUUUUCCAACAAGUUUCCACUUGCUCAGCCUGUGGCGGGACUGGGGAGAAUUCAACUCCUUGUAAUACCUGCAGUGGUGACGGACGGGUGAGAAAAUCAAAGCGCAUUAGCUUAAAAGUCCCAGCUGGUGUUGAUGCCGGUAGUCGGCUGAGAGUUCGAGGAGAAGGUAAUGCUGGAAGGAGAGGUGGGCCCCCUGGAGACCUGUUUGUUGCCAUUGAUGUCAUCCCUGAUCCUGUUUUGAAAAGGGACGAUACAAAUAUUCUCUACUCCUGCAAAGUUUCUUACAUUGAUGCCAUCCUUGGGACAACUAUGAAGAUCCCAACUGUGGACGGGUCAGUAGAUAUGAAAAUACCACCGGGCACACAACCUGGGACAACUUUGGUGAUGGCUAAGAAAGGUGUGCCAUUGUUGAACAAGCCCAACAUUAGAGGGGAUCAGCUGGUGAGAGUGCAAGUUGAAAUUCCAAAACGUCUUAGUGAUGAUGAAAAGAAGCUUGUUGAGGAGCUUGCUAAUUUAAAUAAAGCCAAGGCUCCCAAUAGUAAAAGAUAGCUCAACUGAUAAGUUAGAAAAGGUAUUAUUUUGUGCCGAUGGUGAUUUUGCUCGACUUCCCCUCUAUGAUUGAUCUCAUUACGAACCCCGAAAUUAGCUGAAGUAGAUGGAAUAGGGAUAUUUCCCAAGGCGAAUUUUGUUGUACCUAGUAUACGAACUUUAUGAAGAAGGAAACAACUUAGGUAUUUAUUCUCAAUUUCACUGUUAUGUCACAUCUUUUUGUUUCAAUUUUUUGACUUUGCUUGGAAUAUUGUAUAUUCAUUGGUGCUAUAGCCAUUUAGAAACUGGUGAAAGGUUUUUUUUUUUCUGGGCAGAUAACAGUAGCGGUUAUAGCAAAUUAUAUUUUAUCUGAGAAUGAUGAACAAGGUCUCAUCACUAUUAUUCCUUGUCAGUUUAUCUUGAUACUCUA